UUCAAUGAACAAAGCAUAAGUGGCUCACGAAAGUGUCUUUUAUGCACUGUGCAAGGGUAUUUGUAUUGGCAGAGUGACUCUGCAAACUGCAUUUGCGAUGUCUUGUAUCAAUGUAUUGCCACCUGUUAGUUUUGCAUUGUGUGUUCUUGGCUUUACGUGCAGACUAAAAAGUGGCAUUGAAUGAUUGUUACCCCUUUUGUAACUUGUGACUUUUUUAUGAGAGUCACUACGUUUGAAAGAACAUAGGCUGGUGACCACAUGUUUGACAAGAGUGAGAAGUGUUUCUGUGUCGUCACUAAAUUGAUAAAUCAAGUUUUUCUUGUAUUGAAAGAUAAUGUAGGCAGCACUGAUCGUUCAGUACAGUUAACGCAAAGGCAUUUUAAUUUCCCUGUAAGAGUGCUAAUCACAGGGACGUAGCAGAAAAUAUGUGUUUAAGAUUAACAAAUAACAAAUUCAUAAUGUUUGUCUUGUUUCAUGUAGCUGUAACAGCUUUGCUGACUUUCGAUAGUGGUUUUCUGACGGGACAGGGUGUCAUUAAAUGCAUAAGUUAUUCGCUUCAGUCUCUGUUCUUUUUCAAUUGCAGGGCUUGAAGAACCUGAGAUCAUUUUGGUUAAGGAGGAGCCCCCAUCCAGCUCUGACGAAGCAUCCGCAACAGAUACAGAAAGGGACGAUACUGUUACAAACUGGCCUUCGAAUGCCCGCAGAGAGGAGGUACAUGAGAACUCUGGAGACAUUCCCACUGAAGCGACAGACGUGCCACAGGAUACAGAGGGCUCAGACGAAGACGGCGAAUGGCAACAAUGCAAACAGUGCCAGCAAUACUUUGGCACGCUGGAAAUCCUGCUUCAGCACUCCUGUCACGCACUCGCAGGACUUGCCGUUCUGGUGCGAUAACUGUGGCGCCGCCUUCACGUGCCAGGGAGAGCUGACGGAGCACGAGAGUACGCACGUCGAUAAGAAUCGGUUCUGUUGCGCGCUGUGCAGCAAGAUAUUCAUCAACAGCACCGUGCUUCGAGAUCACACCGCGGUUCACCGCAGACAUCCCGGAUAUCGCUGCCACCUGUGCCCCAUGGUGUAUGCCACGCGUCAGCAGCUGUUAAAGCACCUGGACAGCCACAGUAAGCCUUACACCUGCAAAGUGUGCAACCUCAGUUUCUUCAGCAACAAGACCCUGACCGCUCACUGCGACCACCCACGCGGUCGCCCACGUGACCCCCCAGGUCAAAUUUCAACACCGCCGCACUCUGCACUACAAGUGCCCGCACUGCCCCAGGACCUUCUAUCACAGGGGACAUCUGGUGGACCACGAGAGGUCCCACACCGGGGAGCGGCCCUUCAGCUGCGACAUGUGCGAGAAAAGCUUUGCCCGACACCACAGCCUUCGUGUGCACAAGCGAGCGCAUCAUGCAAAGUAAGCUCAUGAAGCACAGCCCUCGUAGGUCCCUCGCUUCGCCGUAGAUUGGCCCCACCAUGCCCCUUGGAUAUCUGCGAGAAGAAGCCAGUGACAGUUUUGCAGUGUUCUGCAUGACCGGGAAUUAACAGGCCUUGCUGGCUGAGCACUUGGUCGCAAGCAAGGUGCUGUGCUGGAGUGGAGAUAGUGUUUGGUGGAGCCGGCUGUCGAAGUCUUAUCAUAGGAACAGAUUCAUGUUAGCCCAUAGCGGAGAACAAAAAGUGUUAUCUUCUUGCUUCCACCACCUUGCAUACGCCAAAUUUUGCUGGACAGCUCAACAUGUAUGCUUGUGUCACUGGUAUUAGGACGAAACUUGAAUGUCACGAUAGUUUGCACGGAAGAUUACGAUAUCAGUACUCAACCACUAAUAUUUUUCACGCAAAACAAGCAUUUAUUUUCCAUUUAGUCUAGGGUUUACAAUAACAAAGCAAGGGCACUUGAACUGUGACAGAACCUUUGGCUAGUUCGGCACUCUUUCGAGGCAGAAGUAUAGUCAGAUGCUGGCUUCCAGUGGGGUAAGGUUUAGUGAGGGCUGCCACUGCAGUUUUUUUUUUUUCAAGCUUCUUGGGUGCAGCCGCUCAUUGCUGCUUGACUAUUAGUUUGAUUGCAGCCAAGCGUGUAGACUGUUGGUUGAACGACUAAGAUGAGCAGACACUUGGUUGUACCCACUCCUUGCUGCGGGAUUGUUCAUUUAAUUGCAGCAGAGGGUGUUUAAUAGACCUUACUGGUCGGGCACCUUAGUGCGCAGGCACUUUGUUACAAUCCCUUCAUAGCUACCUGACCAUUCAUUUGGUUUCAACCAAAGGCAUUUAGCUGCUAUCAAAUAUUUUCUCAAACUACAGUGAUUGCAUUUACUUGCUUUUGUGUGCUUGUAUGCAUAUGUGUGUAAUUUUAUAACAUAUUAAUAGUUAAUAUUAGAAAGAAAAGUUAGCAUGUGAGUGUAAUUCUGAGAACAAGUAGGUCAGAAGAGAUAUUAAAUAAAGAAAUGAGCAACGUCUCAAGCUGCAUCAAUAUGCCCGAGUUUGUCAGACAUCAUGUGUUACGCAUUUUUAGUUUUCCUAGGUCAUUAAAGCCGGAUUUAUACAGCUUGGAAUUGUAAGUUGCUUGUGAAAAGAUGAUUAAAUGUGAAACACCCUUGCUUAGUAUAAAAGUAACAUGUUACCACCAGACCUCCAAUCAGUUAUUUGCUAAAGUUAUGCUUUUAGGAGUUGAGCGUGAAAGAACACAAGGACAAAAGAAGGAAUGUAAACACACACUGGCACCAGUGUAGUGCAUACAUUCCUUCUUUUGUCCUUGUGUUCUUUUGCGCUCAACCCCUAAAAGCAUGACAAACCAACAAGUCCGCAUCACUGCCCUCCUCAGCUAAAGUUACUUUCUCAGCAAACAUAGUUAGAAGCUUCCUAACGAUAAUACUCUGUUCAAGCAGUGUCGUGGCUGUUUUGUGCAGUGCAGCUGUACUUGAAGAAUGCAACGUAUCAGUUUAGGGGAAAGCAUGUAUGCCUUUGUUUCCGACAUUCCGAGGUCGCAUUGCAUUCGGCGAAAUCUGUAGCCCUCUCGGUUAAAACGAUGUUGCUACCAACUUUACCAAUUACAUGCAUAGUGACAUGAGAUCACAUCCUCAAGUAAUUGCAGUUAUUCACUGUUCCACUUUAGAACUCCCCUGCUCGUAAUUCGAUGAAUACAGCACAGUCACUGUCAGUCCUAAAGGGACAGACAACUGAUUUUUUAAGGUGCUCAUUUCUUGUGGCACAAUGAAGAGCUUGUCCUUUAAGACGUUUGUACUUGCAGCGGUUACUUCUGAAUAUACAUGUAAAUUUAAUAAUCACAAAUUUUAAUCUGGGUGAUCUAAAAAAAGAAAAACCUCCCAA
Rhipicephalus sanguineus (brown dog tick) is the source of this 3318-nucleotide messenger RNA. RefSeq names its product zinc finger protein 649. Bases 539 to 1423 code for a protein of 294 amino acids. The record is from RefSeq and is a predicted model, not a curated record. The transcript has 2 exons. Lineage: Eukaryota; Metazoa; Arthropoda; Arachnida; Ixodida; Ixodidae.